Molecule: messenger RNA, 3850 nt
Organism: Melopsittacus undulatus (budgerigar)
Lineage: Eukaryota; Metazoa; Chordata; Aves; Psittaciformes; Psittaculidae
Gene: GALNT4
Product: polypeptide N-acetylgalactosaminyltransferase 4
Exons: 1
Coding region: 154-1905 (583 amino acids)
Biological process (GO): protein O-linked glycosylation
Cellular component (GO): Golgi apparatus
Molecular function (GO): polypeptide N-acetylgalactosaminyltransferase activity
Source: RefSeq, a predicted model, not a curated record
AGCUGCGGGCCCGGCACGGGAAGAACGGGCUGCGAAGGAGGGAGGAGCGCGGAGCUGCCGGAGCCUGCAGCCCGCUCCGUCCUGGGGCGCGGCGGGGAGCCGGCGCUGCUUCACGGAGCUCCUCUCUGCUCGGAGCUGCUGCUCAGCGCCAACAUGAGGAUCCGUCUGGCGAGAAGAUGGACGUGGGUCCGCAAAAGCUGCGUGUUUAUCGGCUUCUUGAUGAUCGCUUACUUUGUGGUCGAGCUGUCGGUUUCUUCCUUCGGGGCUUCUCUCGCCGGGGAGAGCAUCACCAAAGGGAAAUGGGAGAGGCGCUUUUCUGACAGAGCAGAAGAAGCUGUGGAUUUGGCUCGCCCAGUUUAUGACAAACCCCCGCCUGAUCCUUAUGCCCCAGGAGAAUGGGGCAAGCCCUCUCGCCUGCAGCUGAGUCCUGAGGAAAAGAAACAGGAAGAGGAUCUAAUUGAGAAGUAUGCAAUUAAUAUUUAUUUGAGUGAUAAAAUCUCUCUCCACCGGCACAUUGAAGAUAAUCGACUGAAUGGGUGUAAAACCAAGUCUUACAACUACAGAAAACUGCCCACAACAUCUGUUAUAAUCGCUUUUUACAAUGAAGCCUGGUCGACAUUGCUGCGGACGAUACAUAGCGUUCUUGAAACGUCACCUUCAGUGCUUCUAAAAGAGAUUAUACUGGUGGAUGACUUGAGUGAUAAGGUGUAUUUGAAGACUGAACUUGAAAAAUACAUAAGCACUCUGAAAAGAGUCCGUUUGAUAAGAACCAACAAACGAGAAGGACUGGUUCGUGCGCGCUUAAUUGGCGCUACCUUUGCGACUGGUGAUGUCCUCACGUUUCUAGACUGUCACUGUGAGUGUGUGACUGGCUGGCUGGAACCACUGCUCGAGAGGAUUGCUGAGAAUGAGACUGUUAUUGUUUGUCCUGUCAUUGACACCAUUGACUGGAAAACAUUUGAAUACUACAUGCAGACAGCAGAGCCCAUGAUUGGGGGGUUUGACUGGCGGCUGACAUUCCAGUGGCACUCGGUGCCUAAACAUGAGCGUCUCAGGCGCAAAUCUAAAACUGACCCAAUCAGAUCCCCAACUAUGGCUGGUGGUUUGUUUGCUGUCAGCAAGAAGUAUUUUGAGUAUCUGGGUACCUACGAUACAGGAAUGGAUGUUUGGGGAGGGGAGAACUUAGAAUUGUCAUUUAGGGUUUGGCAGUGUGGAGGUAUGUUGGAAAUUCAUCCGUGCUCCCAUGUAGGUCAUGUGUUUCCAAAGCGUGCACCCUAUGCUAGACCAAAUUUCCUUCAGAACACAGCACGUGCUGCUGAGGUGUGGAUGGAUGAGUACAAAGAGCACUUCUACAACAGAAACCCUUCAGCAAGAAAAGAAAACUAUGGGGAUAUUUCUGAGAGAAAGAUACUAAGAGAGCGUUUGAAAUGCAAGAGUUUUAACUGGUAUUUAAAGAACGUAUUUGCUGAGUUGCAUGUACCAGAAGAUCGUCCUGGCUGGCAUGGUGCUAUCCGCAGCGCGGGAAUAGCUUCAGAAUGCCUAGACUAUGUCUUACCAGAACAUAAUCCUACUGGGGCUCACCUUUCUCUCUUUGGAUGUCAUGGUCAGGGAGGCAAUCAAUUUUUUGAAUACACAUCAAAUAAGGAAAUUAGAUUUAAUUCUGUAACUGAGCUAUGUGCUGAAGUCCCUGAGCAUGAAGACUUCAUAGGCAUGAGAAGCUGCCCAAAAGAUGGAUCUCCUGUCCCAGAGAUUAUUAUAUGGCAUUUCAAAGAAGAUGGGACUAUUUAUCAUCCUCAUUCAGGAAAGUGCCUUACUGCUUAUCGUACAACUGAGGGGCGUGCUGAUGUGCAAAUGAGAACUUGUAAUGCUGCAGAUAAAAAUCAGAUGUGGAAAUUUGAGAAAUAACCACUGCUGGGAGUACAAAUUGAAUGGACUGUAAUCUCCAGGGGUUUUAUGUGUGUGAGCAGAUAGCAAUUUUGGUUGUAUUCCAAGGUAUGCAGUUAUGACUUCAUAACUGAACUUCACAUCUGAAUGUCUUCAGAUGUGUUUGUAGUGGUGUGGAAAUUAUAUUUUCUGUGGUGGACUGUAUGGAAAGCAGAAGUAAAUACUGGGGUUUAGUUUCUAAAUCACUGAAUACAGAUCUAAUGCCUUUUGUUUUUUGUGAAAUUUUAAUCCAUUAUUUUCCUUGGGCUGCCUUGAUUAUGGUAAAACAAAGGCUUUUGAGUGGACUGAGGAGGGAUUUUAAAUCUUGAAAAAAAUCAUGCACAUUACCUUUUAGGUUUAAUGUUACAUGAAAGUAAAGAAUCUUUACUUACCAGAAGUAAAAGUUCAGUUUUUUGUGGUGGAAUUAACUGACCUGUGUUGCAGAUACAUGAUGACAUAUGUGUCUAACACCCUAAGUAAUGCUACAGUAGCAUGUGAUUGAAAGUUGACUCUUGAGCCUUUUUCGUAUCCUGCAGUUUUCUGGGUGUUUGCAUGUUCUUAAGGGUUUCAGAGUGACCUCCAGCUAUAUUGCAAUGAAGAAAAGGAAGGCUUUUUAGUAGAUGGGUUUUGGCACUGCUGUGCAGUCGUGCACCUAUUCUGGAAAACAUAUAGAGAAAAGUGUGGUAGCAGUGGAACCAAGGACAUGCUGGUGGUAUUACAAAUGGGAAGAAAUAGGGAUGACUGCAGAUAAGAAUUCUGUCUAAAGGUAACAAAAGAAAACAAGCACAGAAUUGCAUUAGCUGCUGCUGUUUCUUGGCUAUAUAUUUUGACAUUUAUAUUGCCUCUGUGUGAGCUUUCCUGUGUUAAGCCUGGCAUCCUAGGGGCACAAAGCUUAUGCGACGAAGGUUGGAUGGGGCUUUGAGCAAGCUGUACUAGUGGAAGGUAGUGUGGCGGGGGGGUUGGAACUAGAUGUUCUUUAAGGUCCUUUUGAAUCCUUAGCUAUUUUAUGAUUCUAUGACUAUACCAUGUAUACUUUUUUGUCUCCUAGUGGGGUAGAGGAAAGAGACAGAGGAAAACUUAGGUAUUUUUGUUUUGCGUUAUAUAUUUUGGCAUCAGCCUUAGGUGGAGUUUUGAAAUAACACAGCAUAUGCCACCUCUUUCUAGUUGCAAUAGUAUUAUGGAAGACCUUGGGUGAGGUUGGGAAGCUGGAGUUCCUGACAUGAGGGAAGUUGAAAAGACAAAGGGCAGCUUGGAGCAAACCAAGAUUUGCCAGUUUGGUGGUCCAAAGAACAACAUAUUUAGAAUGUUUUCUGUAUCCUGUUAUGCUGACUUUUGAGGAAUGUUAAUUCUUGAAUUGUGUCACUAAUCUGUUUUGAGUGUGAUUAUAGUCAGUAGAUGGAAUCCUUAUCUUGUGUACUCGGAGAAAAAAUCUUGUGUUAGUAUCUGUGUGUUUUAGCUUUAUGUGAUUCAAGCUGAACACCUUCAUAAUUUGGGCAUUCCAGCUUUUUUGAUUACUUUUCACUGACGUGAUAAAUGUUUUUCAGUGGCCACAGUGUAAUAGUUCUUGACAUAGGACUGAUAGGUAGGAACUUGAGCUAGUAAGCAUAAGAAUCUGAAUACUCAAGGAAGGUAGUAGGUGUUCCUUUGCUGCAGGUCUUAGUAGGUAGAAGGGUUAAAAGGGAGAAGUAAGACAUUGAAUAAGUGAAGAUUUUCCAAAAAGAGUAAAGCAGCAGUAAAUUCAGAUGGUUUUAAAAAGCUGAGGGGUUUGGGGGAAGCAGGCUAAGGUAGAAGGAGAACAAGAAGAAAACUUAGAGGUGGGGACGUAGCAUUGAAUCUUGGUAAAAAAUGCUAUCCACUGUGUGGCAUGAGCUUUUUAAGUUGAUAACUUAUUUUUAGGAUGUUACUUGCAGUUUGAUUUUUUGUUAAA